AUGCACAUCAAGACCAUCCUCUUCCUAGCCUGGCACUUGGCAUCUAGUGUCAUCGCUUCACAUAUUCCACAGGAACAGAGAUGCAACUUACCUCGUAGGCCACCAUUCUCAUUCCCUUCGCUAUACACGACUUUCCAAAAUGUUCAAGUUGACCAUGGAACAGAGAUCGAGCAGAACCAUCUCGCCGUCGAUCAACUUCCCCCAGCCUGUAACCUCCCGGCCUGUCUGGGCCUCACCGGCACAAUCACCUGCAUAGUCUCCGCAGUGACCAGCGACGACGAAGCUGCAUUACAACGAUGUAUCAGUGACGGAUUGACCGAGGUAACUUUCAUCUGGUUCCCUUCUCUUGUCUCUUUCUAG
Penicillium maclennaniae is the source of this 360-nucleotide messenger RNA. RefSeq lists its product as uncharacterized. The record is from RefSeq and is a predicted model, not a curated record. The coding region runs from base 1 to 360 and encodes 119 amino acids. The transcript has a single exon. NCBI's taxonomy places the organism in Eukaryota, Fungi, Ascomycota, Eurotiomycetes, Eurotiales, Aspergillaceae.